Oryza brachyantha (malo sina) is the source of this 1066-nucleotide messenger RNA. RefSeq names its product protein WRKY1-like. Lineage: Eukaryota; Viridiplantae; Streptophyta; Magnoliopsida; Poales; Poaceae. The record is from RefSeq and is a predicted model, not a curated record. The transcript has 3 exons. The coding region runs from base 304 to 837 and encodes 177 amino acids. Gene Ontology annotation, cellular component: nucleus. Gene Ontology annotation, biological process: regulation of DNA-templated transcription. Gene Ontology annotation, molecular function: transcription cis-regulatory region binding; DNA-binding transcription factor activity.
UGUGGUGGUGGCGGCGGCGGCGGCGGCGGUGGCUCCUUCCGCCGCGAAGAUCACGCCGGCCGUGGUUGACCGGAGCUUGUUUCUUGAGACGCCGCUCUUGGAUUUGAACAGUUGCGGCGGUGCUCCGGCCGCAUCCAUGGCGUCUGCCAAGAACAGCUCCAAGCUUGGAGCUGCACCCAUGGUGAACAGCUCUUCUUCUGCAAAUCACAUCCAAUUCCAGCCACCGAUGAAGAGCAGCAGCAGCAGCAGCAGCAGAAGAGCUUCCAGUUUGAGCAGAAGCCGAGCGAGAAGUUCCACAUCGAGAUGCCGAGGAGCGUCGGCGGCGGCGGCGGCGGCGGCAAGGAGGUGAUCAGCUUCAGCUUCGACAACUCGGUCUGCACCUCGUCGGCGGCGACCUCCUUCUUCACCUCCAUCAGCAGCCAGCUGAUCAGCAUGUCCGACGCCGGCACCAACUCCGCCGCCGCGGCGCCGACCAAGAAGCCGUCGUGCGCCAGAAAAGCCGCAGCCGCCGCCGACGACGACGGCGGCAAAUGCCAUUGCCCAAAGAAGAAGAAACCGAGGGAGAAGAAGGUGGUGACCGUGCCGGCGAUCAGUGACAAGGUUGCCGAUAUACCUUCAGAUAAUUACUCUUGGAGGAAGUAUGGUCAGAAACCGAUCAAAGGCUCUCCUCAUCCAAGGGGAUACUACAGGUGCAGCAGCAAGAAGGAUUGCCCGGCGAGGAAGCACGUGGAGAAGUGCCGCAGCGACCCGACGAUGCUGGUCGUCACGUACGAAAACGAGCACAACCACGCGCAGCCGCUCGACCUCUCGCUCGUGCAGACCAAUCCCCAACCCUGAAAAGCUUCUUGAUCAUCGCUCGUGUAUCCAUCACUGCAGAUGCAAAUGCAGAUGCAAAUAGGGUUCGGAAUUCUGAAGCUGAAUAUGAACAGCUUCCUGGACAUUAUCAAAUCUGUGACUAGCUUUCUGUGUUUGAAUUUUGGUUCAGUAAUUCAUGAUGCAGUUGCAGGAUCAAUUAAUUCUUUGAUUUUGCAACACAACACAAUUCGUCAAUUACUAGUCUGUUUCU